Messenger RNA from Chlorocebus sabaeus (green monkey), 7733 nucleotides. It is a transcript of the gene ZSCAN12, whose product is annotated as zinc finger and SCAN domain containing 12. Gene Ontology annotation, biological process: regulation of transcription by RNA polymerase II. Gene Ontology annotation, molecular function: RNA polymerase II cis-regulatory region sequence-specific DNA binding; DNA-binding transcription factor activity, RNA polymerase II-specific. The record is from RefSeq and is a predicted model, not a curated record. Lineage: Eukaryota; Metazoa; Chordata; Mammalia; Primates; Cercopithecidae.
CGUGGCCGCUUCCGGCCUUUGUGGGUCACUUGUGAUGGGUUCCGGGUCCCAAAAGGGUUCGAGGCCUCCUGCCUUCGCUCUGUAGGAGGGAGUUCUCUUCUGGCCCCGGGGGCCGCAGGACUGUCCAGGAAUAAAUUUUCCAGGGGAGAUCUUACUUGAAACACCGGUAGUUCUGGCACAGCUAAAAUGGCAUCUCCUUGGGCUAUCCAGGCCCACGUGGACCAGGAUGAACGUUUGGAAGUAAAGAUAGAGAAGUAUACCACUAGACAGGAUUGGGACCUGCAUAAAAACAACACCCAUAGCAGAGAGGUCUUCCGCCAGUACUUCAGACAGUUCUGCUACCAGGAGACAUCUGGUCCCCGUGAGGCUUUGAGCCGACUCCGAGAACUUUGCCAUCAGUGGCUGAGGCCAGAGACCCACACCAAAGAACAGAUUCUGGAGCUGCUGGUGCUGGAGCAGUUCCUGACCAUCCUACCUGAGGAGCUCCAGGCCUGGGUGCAGGAGCAGCAUCCAGAGAGUGGGGAGGAGGUGGUGACUGUGCUGGAGGAUUUAGAGAGAGAAUUGGAUGAGCCAGGAGAGCAGAGUGAGUCUGUCAGCUACAUCUCAUUUUCCUCAGGUCUCAGCCCACACUGGGGAACAUGAAAUGUUCUUGCAGAAGAUGGUACCUCUAGGAAAAGAAGGAGAACCCAGUAUGCCCCUCCAGUCCAUGAAAGCCCAGCUAAAGUAUGAAUCUCCAGAACUUGAAUCCCAACAGGAGCAAGUUUUAGAUGUUGAGACUGGAAAUGAGUAUGGAAAUUUAAAGCAAGAAGUUUCUGAAGAAAUGAAACCACAUGGGAAUACAUCCAGUAAAUUUGAAAAUGAUAUGUCCCAGUCUGCUAGGUGUGGAGAAACUCAUGAACCUGAAGAAAUAACAGAAGAGCCCUCUGCAUGCUCCAGAGAAGAUAAACAACCUACCUGUGAUGAAAAUGGAGUAAGCCUGACUGAGAACUCUGACCAUACUGAACAUCAGAGAAUCUGUCCAGGAGAAAAAUCUUAUGGAUGUGAUGACUGUGGAAAAGCUUUUAGUCAGCACUCACACCUCACAGAACAUCAGAGGAUCCAUACUGGAGACAGACCCUACAAAUGCGAAGAAUGUGGAAAAGCUUUCCGUGGGAGAACUGUGCUUAUUCGACACAAAAUAAUACACACUGGAGAGAAACCAUAUAAGUGUAAUGAGUGUGGCAAAGCCUUUGGCCGGUGGUCAGCUCUUAACCAACAUCAGAGACUUCACACAGGAGAAAAACACUAUCACUGUAAUGACUGUGGCAAAGCCUUUAGUCAGAAAGCAGGCCUCUUUCACCACAUCAAGAUCCACACAAGAGACAAACCUUAUCAGUGUACUCAGUGUAAUAAAAGUUUUAGUCGGCGUUCCAUACUUACUCAGCAUCAAGGAGUUCAUACCGGCGCGAAGCCCUAUGAGUGCAAUGAGUGUGGAAAAGCCUUUGUUUAUAACUCAUCCCGUGUUUCCCAUCAGGAAAUCCACCACAAAGAAAAAUGCUAUCAGUGUAAGGAAUGUGGGAAAUCCUUCAGUCAGAGUGGCCUUAUUCAGCAUCAGAGAAUUCACACUGGGGAAAAACCUUACAAAUGUGAGGUAUGUGAAAAAGCCUUUAUUCAAAGGACAAGUCUUACAGAACAUCAGCGAAUUCACACUGGAGAAAGACCUUAUAAAUGUGAUAAGUGUGGGAAGGCGUUUACUCAAAGAUCGGUCCUCACGGAACAUCAGAGAAUUCACACUGGAGAAAGGCCCUACAAGUGUGAUGAGUGUGGGAAUGCCUUCCGAGGAAUCACCAGCCUCAUUCAGCAUCAGAGAAUCCACACUGGGGAGAAGCCCUACCAAUGUGAUGAGUGUGGAAAAGCCUUCAGACAGAGGUCAGAUCUUAGUAAACACCAGAGCAUCCAUAAUAGAGGUGGUCCCUAUGUAUGUAAAGAGUGUGGGAAAUCAUUCAGGCAGAACUCAGCUCUUACUCAACAUCAGACUAUCCACAAAGGAGAAAAAUCUGUUUCUGUGUGAUGACUACAGGGAAGUUAUCUCACAGAGUUCAGGCCGGUGAGAAAUACUAUUUAGCUUUACAAUUAUUGGGGUAAAACUUCAGUCACCAUUGUUACAGGGAAACCUCAGAUAUUUAAUAAGAAUUCAGUAUGUGCUGCCCAUUGUAUUAGGUGCUGUGGAGAACAAGAAGAUAACCCCAAACUCUUUUCUCAGAGAGUUUAUAGCCUAGUUUGGGAUAGGUAAGAUCCACAUAUUUAGUUAAAUAAGACUACAGGAGAGUAGAAUAGAUGCACAAGUCGGUGUUGAAUAAAAGUGGUACUUUGUAGCCUGUAAGUGCUAUAAAUUCUAAAGGACAGGUUACUUUUGCCUGGAGUGGUGAAGAAAGAUUUUAUUUAAAAUAAGGAUUUGAUGGGCAGACUUAGCAGUCACAAGGAAGAAAAUGGGUAAAACAAAUGUAAGCCAACUUAAGAGUGCGUGUGGUUUGGAAGCAUCAGGGAAAAAACUAGCCAACCUGAAGUAAAAGGUUCAUGCAAAUUGUGCAAUCAAUAGCAUUAAGUUGGAAACAGCUUGGGGACAGACUAUAAGAAGGCCAGAAUGUGAAUAAUUUCAUCUCAUACUUUAUAGCACUUUGACAUUUACAGAGCACUUUUCUUAUUCCUAAAAUACCUUGGUAAAUCAAAAGCAGUCUCCAUUUUAAAAAUGAGAAUACUCUUGCCUAUGAAGACGGCGACACAGCUAUAAUUCCACACAAAGAAAAAGACCAGUAACCUAAGUGCAGGUCUCUUGACUUCUAGUCCUGGCCAUUACACUAGUGAUCUUCCAACAUUGAUGAACAUCAAAAUCACGUUUGGGGCUUGUUUAACAUCCCUGAAUCCCACUCACAUUCUGCUUCAUUAGGCCUAGGAUGCAAGUUAAGAAUCUUCAUUUUUAUAGCUCCACAGCUACUUAAUAUACUUUAAAAUUUGAGAAAUGUUGAGUUGAAUGACAGCUGACUUCAUGGCUGUCUGCAAAGUGGGGAAGCCUGAACACAGUCCUGUAAACUAAAGGCCACUGCAGACUUUUAGCACAAGGAGAUCCUUACAGGGAACAUGUGCCACCAGCUCUUUGGAGUAAACCGGGAAUUAGACCCCCAUCAUGCCAAAAACUAGGGUUUUAAGGUGGUCUUUCCGUCCCUUCAGAUUUAAGUAUUUAAAGAAAAAGAGACAGACCUACAUUCCAAGGGUCUUCUGAGUGCAAGGCCUUGUGUUGUCUGUGUAUUUAGGGGAGGGCUUGGUGCUCUUCUCUGCUUUACGCUUUACCUUCUUUUGUUUCCCAGAUCUCUUGUUACCACUAUGUUCUGAAUUCCCUAAUAAUUGCUCUUGAGAACGGAUUUACAUUUUGUUGGUUUGUAUACUUCUUGAGCACAUAAAAGGACCCCAAAUUAGAGAUACUAUCCCUUGGGCUUCUGAAAAAUGAACCAAAAACUGGUUGACUCUAACCUUGUCUUGCUGAGUAAAAAUUCUGCUUUGGAUGAGAACCUGUCUUGAUUGUUUUAGUGGACAACAGGCAAGCCACAUAGAAGUACACAUGGCUCCUGAUCUGUCUUUUUAUUUACGGAAAUCAUUCUUAAUCUCUACAGAGAUGGCCUGUUAGUUCCUUCCUUUUCUACCCUGCCACAGCAAACUCCACAAUUUCUGGGACUAACUUCCUACUGCACCCCAACACAAGUCCAGUCCUCUCUUCUCUUCACACUUCUAGCUGGUCAAUGGGUUUGAAGUGGUGAGACAGUGAUAAAAGGGGAAGGGGAAAAAUAAAAGAAGGGUAAUCUGCAUUCUUCCUUAGUAAGUCCCACUCCUAAUUACCUAAUUACACAGUCCUGUGUCUUUGUCCCAUCUUCACUCCUGUAAUACAUUCCCCACCCCCAUUUUCUUAGUGCCACUGUCUCUUGCCUCUCUAGCCAUAAACCCUGUACAGAAUUUCAUCCCUGGGUUGGAACUAGAAGCGCCCGUUGGUCCUAUAGAAAUAUUAUAUUUCUAGCUAAGUUGUAAAUAUGAACACAUAUUCCCAUAGAAGUCAUAAUGGUCUAAGUAUUAUAAUUCAGGUAUAUUGGGUGUCAGAUUGACUUCUGGGAUUGGAACUUACAUGACUUUCUGUGUGGAAAAAACUUCUUGAGUUCAUGAGAGAGAAAGGCAAAUGAACAGUUGAAAAACAACUUACUCAUAAGUUGAGGACUGCUUAGUUAGGUUUUUUUCAUAACCCCAGCAUAGGAGUUGCACGCAUAAGGCACUGAGGCAACUGGGAUUGGAAACCUAGUUUUCUUCCUCCAGGAAACAAGGAACCCAGAGUGAGCCUGGGAGCUCUGUAGCUAUAAGUAUGUGAGGCCUAUGCUCUACCUACGUUUACCCUGCCUCCCAUUUCUCACAUAAUGAGAAUGCAAACUUGUAACCAAACCAAGGUUCAGCUGCUUGCAGCUCCAAAGCCAAAACUCGGGAGAGAAGAGAGUUGGUGGGAGGAAAAGCAGAUUUAUUUGGAGAGCCAGCAAACUGAGACGAUGGUAGGCUAGUGUCCUAAAGUACCAUCUUAAGUCAGUACAAAUUUUAGGCUCUUUUUAUGUUAAGGGCAAAAGGAAGAGGAUAGAGUUGGGAUGAAGAGGUAACCUAUGACCACAGACAUCUGGAUGCCAGCAAGAGUCCAAGGAGGUUGGGAACUUCUUUGUCAUUGGUUGGGUCACAAUGCUCCUGUAAAUCUUUAACAAAACAUAGUUAUACAUCUUUAAUCCCAGAGUUUGUUUUUAAAACUACAUGAUUGCUGUUUUGCAUAUUAUCUCUGCUCUAAAAUUAGCCUACAUGAAGGAAUGGGUAAAGGCUCCUUAAACAAAAAUGGAGUUACUUAUGUUAGUUCUUGUGCUGUUUCACUGUUAGAAACUCCUCUCAGUGGAGGGGACUUUACUUAAUGAUGAGAACCUGUGUGAGAAUGUUCUCCUUACCAAAUAUGCUAUGCAUACUCCUUAUCUAAUCUGAUUUUAUAGACUUGUUAUCCAAACUGAAAUUACUGUUCAUAGUAACUUCAGAGCCUCUCUUUUAAUCUGACUGCUCACUGGAAUGCAAUCCUUGUUUUAAACUUGCCUUCUAUUCCUCUCAGUGCCUUUACUUGGGGGUCUUUCCAGCUCAUUUUCUGCUUAAUAUGGUCUGUCAUUGCGCACAUUCCUCCAUUUGCCUUUCUGCACGCGACUUAAUCUUUCUUAUAUACCUAAUAUUAUAAAGGGGCCAUAAACAAAGACUCAGAACAAUGGAAUAUGCCGAUUACAGGAGGGUACAGUUCAUACUUGUUUAAAAAUAAAUGUGGAGGCUGGGCGUGGUGGCUCAUGCCUCCCACCUUUGGGAGGCCGAGGUGGGCGGAUCACGAGGUCAAGAGAUCGAGACCAUCCUGACCAAUGUGGUGAAACCCCAUCUCCACUAAAAAUACAAAAUUAGCUGGGUGUGGUGGCAUGUGCCUGUAAUCCCAGCUACUCGGGAGGCUGAAGCAGGAGAAUCGCUUGAACCCAGGAGGCAGAGGUUGCAGUGAGCCGAGAUCGCGCCACUGCUCUCCUGCCUGGCGACAGAGCGAGACUCCGUCUCAAAAUAAAAUAAAAUAAAAAUAUAAAUAUAUGUUGGGGUUUUGUUCUGGUUAUUUCUCAUGCUUAAAUACAGUUGUAGUACCAAAAAAUGGUGGAGUGACAUGGAAUUUCCAGGUAGGCAUCAAAGGGGAUUAAACUAGCUCUCCAGGAUAAAGAGGAAAUAUAGUAGAAUAAGGCUACUAAUUGGAGCUAAAUUGGCAAUAUAGGGAAAUUUAAGGCCCUGAGGGGCAAAUGGAGGAUGUGACAUGUUAGAUAUGGAAUAGGAGUACUACACUGCGGAGUGCAGUGAACAGAGAAUGCUUUGUGAUGAAGUCAAGAGUACAUUUUAUGGAUAAAAUAUAGAUGUGGUGUGACAGUGACAAGAUCCUAGGAAACCUGAAACCUCUGAAGCAUUUUAUGUAUGUGGAUUUUGAAAUAACAAUAACAGGGGGUGGGAUGGAAAGGAAGAAUAUGAAAGUGAAGCAGGUCCAAGGUAGAAAUAAUGGUCAUCAAUUGUAACAACAGCCAGAUAGAAGUAUCUGGUGUAAAACUCAUAUGAAUCAUAAAAUUUGCAAAUAAUAUUAAGGACAAGAAUAAGAUUGACUGGCUUGUCUUUUCUAAUUGGUUCAAGGUAAACAUGAUAUUAAGUGUUUAAUGCAAAAAGCAUGGAGAGGUUGGGGAAGAGCCAAGUUUCUAAAGUAAUGAAAAGUGAAGUGAGUUUCAACUCAGGCUGUGAAUGAAAACAUAACCUGACAAACUGAUUCCAGAGAGUGCAGUGGGAAGGGACUGCAGAGGAAAACAGAAUGGGGCCCUCCUUCCAACAAUACAUUGUAUUAAGAGGUUACCAGAGUUUGAGGUAUGAGAUGAAGCUAAUGAGGAAGGACAGUGGGAUUCAGCAGGGCUCCAAAUCGAGACAUCUCAACUGUAUAAUGAGGUUGGUUGUAGAGAGCACUAAGAUACAAGAACGUAGACAAGUCUGCACUCCUGUACUCAGUACAGAAGUAGUCUUUUUUGUUAAUAUACAGAUUAUUUGUCGAGUUGCUAUAGUCAAAACAAAGCUGUUCUUAUUGAACAUCUUUUGGAAUUGAGAAAAGGGUUUAUUAAUGACAAUACUCCACACUUAUUAACUGCUAAGGGCCAGACAUUACUAAAUGCUUUACUUACAACAUCUCACUUUCAGCUGGGGAAACUGAAAUAGAUAAGCUAAAGCUGCUCAAGGUCCCAGAGUUAGUAUGUGGUAAGGCCAAGAUUUGAACCCAGGCAGCCCACUUCAAGAGUCCACACUUUUAACUUCUGUGAUACACUUCCUCAGUUUAUUUCAGUUGAACAAACCAUGUGUUGCAGUGGUAAUUCAGUGUCUUGAGUAAUUAUCUGUAAAAACUUUUUAUCUCUAGUCAAUAUUCUGAAAAAUCAUUCACAAAGUCCUGGAGUCCAAACACCUCAGGUAAUAGUAUUAUGACCCCCUCUGCAUACCAAAUCUUGGAUGAGGUUUGGCCAGCAUAAAUAGCUCUACUUCUUGUUGCCUGCACAGAGAGGGUGUCACAGGAGACAUUCCACUUUAAAAAUGGGCUCUUUAUAUGAAAAGAUCAUCCUUCUUAGCUUAGAAUCAUAAAUCACUCUGCAUUAAUCUCACAGAAUAAGGAAUAUUUGGCUGUCUAAUUUAAUACAGAAAGAUUUAAAGAUUUGUCCCCAAGUGUUGAUAACCCAUGAUGGAUGUAUCUUUAAUGUGAGUUUUUAAAAGUGAUUUUAUAUUAGAAGAUACUUCUUGGAUUUAAAAAUGUACACACACACAUAUAUGUGAUAUAUGAUAUUUUUCUUUGCUUAAGACUCACCAGUUUUACUGUUCAAAUGAUGUCCCUCCUAACUCCACAAGGCCAGAAUUUGAGCAAAUGCUUGUUCAACCUAGACAUAAUCAUUCGAUAGCCUUUAAUUGAAUCUCUUCCCAACUGUUAUCCUUUAAACCGAAAAGUUAUACCACAGUCACUAUAGCAGCUCAUUUUAUUGGAAUUUCUUUGGAUCCUCUCCCUCUCAAACAUUCUGCAUGUAUUUGGAAAGGAGUCCUCACACAUUAUUUUUUACUUGUAUAGUAUUUCUACAUAUAUAUAUAAAUGUGUACAAAGUAUGUAUGAA